GGGCCACAAAUUUGUACAGGCCAGUCCAGGAACAAUUAGAAGGAUCCAAGCCCAUAUCAUCAUCCCUUUCAUUUCAUCCUUGCAUAUCACUGAAUCUUACAAAUCUCGAAUUACACCGUGAUUCCGGAGCUCGAAGAAAUCACCUGAUGGAAAACUAACAAAUUCGGGAUCGAACAAGUGUACUGUACGAAGCAUAUAAAUCUCAAUGGCGGCGAUCGGAGCAAUGCCGGAGAUUAAUAGCCUCCGUCAGAAAAGCCGAAAGUCAUUUGUUACACUUCUUCUGACAAUUCUUACAAGUUCACAAUCGAUUCUCAUUGUGUGGUCGAAGAGAGCUGGGAAGUAUGAGUACAGUGUAACCACUGCAAAUUUUCUGGUAGAGGCAUUGAAAUGCGCAUUGUCGCUUGCAGCCUUGGUAAGAAUCUGGAGAAAGGACGGGGUUACUGAUGAUAAUAGGUUGAGCACUACGUGGGAUGAAGUUAAAGUGUAUCCCAUUCCGGCUGCACUUUAUCUUGUCAAGAAUCUACUUCAGUACUACAUUUUUGCGUAUGUAGAUGCUCCUGGAUAUCAGAUACUGAAGAACUUGAAUAUUAUCAGCACUGGUGUGUUGUAUCAAAUCAUUCUUAAAAGGAAGUUAACUGAAAUUCAGUGGGCUGCUUUCAUUCUACUUUGUGCUGGGUGCACCACUGCACAACUUAAUCCUAGUUCUGAUCAUGUUCUUCAGACUCCAUUACAAGGUUGGGUUAUGGCUAUUGUAAUGGCCCUUUUGAGUGGUUUUGCAGGAGUUUACACAGAGGCUAUAAUUAAGAAGAGACCGUCAAGAAAUAUUAAUGUUCAGAACUUCUGGUUGUAUGUCUUUGGGAUGAUCUUCAAUGCUUUUGCAAUAAUGACUCAAGAUUUUGAUGCAGUCAUGAAUGAUGGGUUCUUCCAUGGAUAUUCACUGAUUACAGUUCUCAUGAUUCUCAACCACGCACUAAGUGGCAUUGCAGUAUCAAUGGUGAUGAAGUACGCUGACAACAUUGUGAAGGUCUAUUCAACUUCAGUUGCAAUGCUACUGACUGCAGUUGUUUCUGUAUUUCUAUUUGGGUUUCACCUUUCCCUUGCCUUCUUCCUUGGUUCCAUCGUUGUUUCUGUAGCGAUAUAUUUACAUUCGACCAACAAAGCCCGAAGAUAACAACUGAGUUCACCUUCUGAGUUCUCUUGGUAAUACCCAAAAUAGGCAUUCUACUCCAAGUUCAGUUGGAUUUUCUUCCUUGCAAAAAGUGUGAGCAGAUAACUAUUUAUCCUAUAGCAGCGUAAGAGUUGGCCCUAUAUUUAUCGAUGGAGUGAAGUUGGUGUUUAAAUCUGGAUAGAACAGGAUACUUGUGAUCGACUACUAGAUGAUCUCCUCAUUAUUUUGAAAAUCCUGCAAGUUGGUGUUUCAAUUCUGAAUUCAAAUAGCAGCAUUUAUCGCCCGAUGAAAGGUAUUAGGUAUGUGCAUUAGAUGAUAUUAUUAUAGCAACAAGUCCUGGAGAGCAGAACACUUUGUACCACUAUACAUUUGACGCGCGCUGCAGAUUUCAUAAACAUUUUUGUUGCUCUUUCAUAUGUAAUUAUGGACUAAUCUAAUAAGUAGUAUUAUUAUUGUAAUAGCAAUUGAGGCAAUAUGUGCUUGUACACAAUGUAUGUUGAUGUUUAACACUUGUUCUGGCAUCAAUUUACUUAGCAAUUUGUAUCA
Capsicum annuum is the source of this 1714-nucleotide messenger RNA. RefSeq names its product CMP-sialic acid transporter 2. The transcript is spliced from 13 exons. Gene Ontology annotation, molecular function: pyrimidine nucleotide-sugar transmembrane transporter activity. Bases 206 to 1171 code for a protein of 321 amino acids. Gene Ontology annotation, biological process: pyrimidine nucleotide-sugar transmembrane transport. NCBI's taxonomy places the organism in Eukaryota, Viridiplantae, Streptophyta, Magnoliopsida, Solanales, Solanaceae. The record is from RefSeq and is a predicted model, not a curated record. Gene Ontology annotation, cellular component: Golgi membrane.